Molecule: messenger RNA, 465 nt
Organism: Yarrowia lipolytica CLIB122
Lineage: Eukaryota; Fungi; Ascomycota; Dipodascomycetes; Dipodascales
Source: RefSeq, a predicted model, not a curated record
AUGCUCAAAUCAGCAAGCCGCGCGUUUUCCACGUCACGUGCACUGCUAAAAAAGACACCGCAGAUGCCUCCGCGACCCAAGGUCGACGAGAACGAGAUCCGCGAGUCGUUCAUCCGAGGCUCGGGGCCCGGCGGUCAGUGUAUCAACCGACGAUCCACCCGUUGCCAAAUCACCCACAUUCCAACCGGGCUCGUGGUCUCUUCUCAGAAAACCCGGUCUCUGGAAGAAAACCGAAAAAUCGCCCGCCAGAUUCUCGCUGACAAACUCGAACAAAUGUUUGCUCCUCCUGGCACCUCCCGAAAAGACGUUGUUGGCGCCUUCAAAAAGAACAAGAUCGACCGAGCCCAGAAAAAGAAGGACAGAAAGUACAAACAGCUAUCGUCAGGGGCUGAAGAGGAGGCGGAAUUGGCUAAUCAGAAGGCCAAGGAGGCUUUUGAGCAGUUGAUGAAGCAAUUGGGAAAGUAA